This is a messenger RNA of Hyla sarda, 786 nucleotides long. Its product is annotated as cholesterol 25-hydroxylase-like protein 1, member 1. NCBI's taxonomy places the organism in Eukaryota, Metazoa, Chordata, Amphibia, Anura, Hylidae. The record is from RefSeq and is a predicted model, not a curated record. Gene Ontology annotation, biological process: sterol biosynthetic process; cholesterol metabolic process. The transcript has a single exon. Gene Ontology annotation, molecular function: C-4 methylsterol oxidase activity; steroid hydroxylase activity; iron ion binding. The coding region runs from base 1 to 786 and encodes 261 amino acids.
AUGAACUCAUCUACUACCAGCCAACAAUUGGUUCUCCAGCCAUUUUGGGAUUACCUUCUUGCGGAAUUUGGAGGCCUAGUGAAUUGCCCUAUUUUCCCUGUCUUGCUUGCCUUCUCUGGCUAUCUGUGCUUCAGUUUGCCAUUUGCUAUCAUUGACAUGCUUGGAGAUAGAUGCCAUUUUUUCUAUCAAUACAAAAUUCAGAAGAACAAGAGCCCAACAAUAAGGAUGAUGCUUUUCUGUGUCUGGAAAGCUGUGCUUAACCAUAUUAUCUAUGUCUUUCCUACUGUAUUCCUUAACUGGCUGUGGAUGCCACCUGUAUCUUUACCAGUAAGAGCUCCUUCCAUUUGUACUCUUCUUGAAGAGGUCUUAGGAUGUUUGCUUUUGUUUGAUUUACAGUAUUUUAUAUGGCAUGUGAUACACCAUAAAAUCCACUGGUUAUACAAGAAGGUCCAUGCUGUUCACCAUGAUUAUGUUGCACCGUUUUCAUGGUCUAGUCAGAACCUUAGCGGCUACGAACUGAUGACGGUCGGCUUUUGGAGUACAAUGAAUCCCAUCCAAUUGGGAUGUCACCCACUUACGUCCUGGACUUGUAACCUACUUAGUGUGUGGAUGUCUGUGGAUGAUCACAUAGGCUAUAAUUUUCCCUGGUCCCUUCACAAUAUAUUUCCCUUUGGUUUAUAUGGAGGGGCUCUAGCCCAUGACUUGCAUCAUCAGAAACCAGGAACAAACUUUGCCCCAUUUUUUCGACACUGGGACUAUAUUUGUGGAACGGCUUACUCUUUUUAG